AUAAAAAUCGCACCAAAUGCUUUCCGACCCAAAUCUAUAAUCGUCGCCCCUUGUAAAAACGCCAACUGGAGCUGAAAGAGCUUCGAAAAAUAUGUCGGGGGAAACGCAAAAGGAGCGAACAGACGCAACUAAAAGCACAAGUGAUAAAAACAACGAAAAUACUCGGGCUGAUACUGUUAUUAAAGUGAAAAGGACCAUCCCCAGAAAGAGGCAAGAUCUCCUGAAAUGGUAUGGCUGGGGCUACAAUGACUCCAGGUUCUCUCUGGAUCAGGAACACGCUCGUUUCGUCGGAAACCGAUACGCUCUCGCAGGACAACCACUGCCGCACCUGAAAGAAUGGGCCUACGAAAACUUCAGGUUAGACGUAAACAAGCCGCCGAAGAUACCAGAGCCACCCACUUCGUUCCCUGAGAGCAGACUGCCAGGGAACGUGAAGCAGGAGUUGGAGAAGAUAGCUCCACUCAGCGUGGAAGGCAUGGAUCGCCUGAUCAGGGCCCACGGGCAAACCCUGAAGGAUAUAUCUUGUUUGAGAACGAACAGCUUCCCGAGGAUUCCUGAUGCUGUGAUCUGGCCGGAGAGUCACGGACAGGUGGAACAAAUCGUCCAAUGCGCCUCCAGACUGCGCUUCGUCAUCAUUCCGUUCGGGGGCGGCACCUCCGUUUCUGGCGCUAUCACCUGCCCGGAGAACGAGCCCAGACCUAUCCUGGUGCUCGACACUAGCGAGAUGUGUGACAUACUGUGGCUGGACAAGGAACAGCUUUUAGCUAGGGUUCAGGCGGGAAUCGUGGGCCAAGACUUGGAGCGUGAGAUGCGAGCACGCGGCUUCACGGUCGGCCAUGAACCGGACUCGUUUGAGUUCUCCACACUGGGCGGCUGGGUGGCCACCAGGGCUAGCGGCAUGAAGAAGAACACUUACGGCAACAUCGAGGACCUUGUCGUGCAGACCAAGACGGUAACUCCUCGCGGAGUGAUCGAGAAGAGCUGCCGAGUUCCGCGGAUAUCCUGCGGGCCGGAAUGGGAGCACGUCAUCCUCGGCUCUGAGGGAUGCUUCGGAGUCGUCACAGAGGUGACUCUAAAAAUCCGCCCUAUACCGGCUGUGACGCGUUACGGCUCACUGGUGUUCCCGGACUGGGAGUCCGGCUUCCACUUCGAGUGGGAGGUGGCCCGUCAGCGCCUGCAGCCGUCUAGUAUACGGCUCAUGGACAAUGAGCAGUUCCGUUUCGGCCAAGCCCUCAAAACCGAGACGUCAUGGGGCGGGGUCAUCCUGGACGGCCUAAAGCGGAUUUAUAUCACCCGUAUCAAAGGGUUCGACCCCACCAAGCUGUGUGUGGUCACCCUGCUGAUGGAAGGCACUGAGGAGCAGGUCACUGAAAGGGAGAAGAAGUUGAACAGUAUAGCGGCGCAGUACGGCGGCGUCCCGGCUGGGGCAGAGAACGGGGAGAGAGGAUACACGCUGACGUUCGUCAUCGCUUACAUCAGGGAUGUGGGCAUGGAAUACGACGUGGUUGCUGAAUCCUUCGAGACAUCAGUGCCUUGGGACCGCACUCUUGCCCUGUGCCGCAACGUGAAGCGGUGCAUCAGGGAAGAGUGCCAGAAACGCAAAAUUGAACACUUCCUCGUAUCCUGCCGUCUCACUCAAACGUAUGAUGCUGGCUGCUGCAUCUACUUCUACUUCGCUCACAACACGGAACAGUGCAUUGACCCCGUGGCCACCUACGAGGAGAUCGAAGAAGCAGCCAGAAACGAAAUCAUCGCUUCCGGUGGUUCUAUUUCUCAUCACCAUGGGGUUGGCAAACUUCGUAAGAAGUGGUAUACUGAUACAGUGAGUGAACCUGGCAGGCUAUUGCUCUUAGCCGCAAAGAAAGCUUUGGACCCAGAUAAUAUUUUUGCAGUCGGAAAUAUGGUGCUUGGAGAUGACAAUGAAGAUCAUGAGGAAAUGUCAAUCAAAAGUAAAUUAUAGGCCUAAAUAUAAAAAAUAGAGGUAGAUGAAACAUUUUCUAGUUUGUGUUUGUCUCCUCUACAGUACCCAGCGAUAAUAAUUUUACCUAGUCAAGGAUUAUUAUGUAUUUAAUAAAUGGUGAAUCGAAUGGUGGGGUGGUAUAAGAAUAAAUAUAAUUUUAAAGCUUUUGUAUUUCAUAAUAUUUUCACUUAAAUACACUUACACAUUUAUACGUCAAAUCACAUGAUAAAACAUUGUAUUUAAAUUUUAUAAAUAAUUCACAUUAUUUUGGAACUAACAGAAUAUUGUGAAGUAAGUAAAAUGUUUAAGUUUUGUCUUUGUUCCUAAUAACCAGUAUUUUAAGGAUUUCCGUUUAAUACUCUUUUUUCUGUUCCGUUAGUCAGUAUCAGUUAUGAAA
Ostrinia furnacalis (Asian corn borer) is the source of this 2357-nucleotide messenger RNA. It is a transcript of the gene Agps, whose product is annotated as alkyldihydroxyacetonephosphate synthase. The transcript has 12 exons. Lineage: Eukaryota; Metazoa; Arthropoda; Insecta; Lepidoptera; Crambidae. The record is from RefSeq and is a predicted model, not a curated record. Gene Ontology annotation, molecular function: alkylglycerone-phosphate synthase activity; FAD binding. Gene Ontology annotation, cellular component: peroxisome. Gene Ontology annotation, biological process: lipid biosynthetic process. The coding region runs from base 92 to 1960 and encodes 622 amino acids.